Messenger RNA from Malassezia globosa CBS 7966, 2139 nucleotides. RefSeq lists its product as uncharacterized. The record is from RefSeq and is a predicted model, not a curated record. NCBI's taxonomy places the organism in Eukaryota, Fungi, Basidiomycota, Malasseziomycetes, Malasseziales, Malasseziaceae. Bases 1 to 2139 code for a protein of 712 amino acids. Gene Ontology annotation, cellular component: endoplasmic reticulum membrane; plasma membrane; mitochondrion. The transcript has a single exon. Gene Ontology annotation, biological process: intracellular sterol transport. Gene Ontology annotation, molecular function: sterol transfer activity; sterol binding.
AUGAAACGCUCCGAAAGCACUUCAAAAAGUCAGUCAAAUGGAGGUAAGAGCCGGAUGAAUCGACAUGAUAUUGCAAAUCAAGCACUAGGAUACGACGAUUCAGUUGCGCCACACCUGUUCCCCCAGGCAUUCUCAUCACACCACGGAUCGGAUUCGCGUCCCUUCUCGAUGAUGAGCCGACGCGGCAGUGACGUGGAUACUUUCCGCAAUAUGGGAUCGGGAUCAACUUCUCGUGCUCCCAGUGAAUUUGGACAUUUGCCACACUCCACAGCCCAAGACAUUUCCUCCUCCGCGUCGAUACGCCCAACAGUGACUUCUACAACGCACGACUCGCUUGUUCGUCCAUUGCUGACAAUUGAUACUUACAAGGAUUCGCCAGCCAAGUCUGGGCAGGAGAACGAUGGGCCUGAAAUUCCACGCAAGGCUCGGACCUUGGCUUCACCACAAGACCAACUGCCUGGCAUGUUUCUGUCGACCACACCAACCAGUCCCACAGCACCAACCUCGCCACGGAUGGGUAACAAUGAAUCGACGGGCGCGUACCGGGACCUAUCGAAAGGAGCCGUUGUCGAGACAAAUCAUGAGGGUAAUCCAGCAGAGCCUACUAAACAUCCGAAGAUCGUGGCAUCACCACGGCAAUCUAGGCAGUUCUCUAUAUCGAGCUUGCCGCUCUCUUCGAUUGAAAUGCCGGGACUCACGGCUGCAGCGGAAUUUUUGCCGCCAGAUAGCCAGUCGGUUGGCAAGUCGCAGUUCUCUACGCCUUUAUUGGUCCCAGACGGCAGUGGACCGCUCUCAUGGAACAACGACAUGGGCGAUCAAGUUACUGGCUUUGCGGUGGCGAGCUCAAAGCGAAAUGCCGACUUCCAUGCUCUAUUUCCCUCAUUGCCGGAGGACGACUAUCUCAUUGAGACCUAUUCUUGCGCGAUCUCACGCGACUUGUUGAUCCAAGGCCGAAUGUAUGUGUCAGAGGCGCACCUCUGUUUCCACUCGAAUAUUUUCGGUUGGAUCACGUCCUUUACCGUUGCUUUUGCGGAUGUGGUAUCGAUUGAGAAACGCAAUACAGCCUAUCUCAUACCCAACGCUAUUUGUAUUCGUACACUGCAAAAUCGCUACCUCUUCAGCUCGCUUGUGUCACGCGACCUCACGUACAGUAUGCUUGUCAGUGUCUGGCGAAUGUCCUCGCCAAGCGAGACCGCACAGGAGGUGGCUGCGUCAAUGUCGGAUGCGUCUGAGGAAAAUGACCUAUCUGACGACGAUGACGAUGAUAAGAAAUCUGCAGAGGCUGCAGCGCCAGGGUUCACUGCAGAAACGGCAACACCUUCAAACGCGGCGCCCUCUGUGACGUCACCGAACCCUAGGGACAGCACAGAUGCGCCAAGGACGUCGCUUACGCCUGAACAAACAAAUGAGGGAAUUGCGAUCGGCAAGAACGAAUCAAAUUCAACGCCGAAUGCGAAAGGAAAGUCUGAAGGGAUGACUAAGCGGGAAAAGCUUCGCAGGCACCUGUCGAAGGCGCGAAAAAAUAUCAAAAAGAAAGACCCAAUGAGUGCAAACCCCGCAACCGCUGUUGCGGGCGACGACGACAAUUCAGACGACUCGGACAGCAGCAUGAGUGAAGGAGCUGACGGCAGCGAAGACCAUCCCACGACAACAUGUGAUUGCGAUAGCGAACAGGCACAUCUGGCCAAUGUCGUACUAGAUGAAGUGUUCGAUGCGACACCGCAACAAGUGUUUGAUCUUAUCUUCGUCAAUGACUUUAUGGAGAAGUUUUGGAGCGACAACCAGAAGCUGUUCGACAUCGACAUUGGAGAAUGGAGUAGCGACAAGGUCACAAUACCUGAUGCUACAGCCGCACGUGCCGUUUCGUACACGAAACCGCUCAACGGUCCUAUUGGGCCUAAACAAACGAAGUGUUUGAUCACGGACGAGCAGCUACACAUGGACUUUGAUAAGUUUUGUACAGCCGUCACAACGACCCGUACGCCCGAUGUGCCAAGCGGGAACAAUUUUGCCGUGCGUACGCGUCAGUGCUUUACAUGGGCAGAGUAUGGCCGGUGUCGCUUGUACGUCACAUGCGAUGUCGAAUGGACGGGACGAAGCAUGAUCAAGGGCGUGAUUGACAAGGCGUCAGUUGAAUGA